Blepharisma stoltei is the source of this 3884-nucleotide messenger RNA. NCBI's taxonomy places the organism in Eukaryota, Ciliophora, Heterotrichea, Heterotrichida, Blepharismidae. The record is from the annotation of a GenBank genome assembly.
AUGGACAAAGGAGACAGUUUUGAUAUGGAAUGGGAAGACGACAUCAAUAACAACCUCUGAGAGCCAGUUGCUGACUUUAUAGACGCCGGAGCAUCAGCGAUUUCUUCUUUCCCAAUCAACAUAAAAUCCUCAGGCACAAAUACCAAAGCAGUUUCAUUCACUGUCACAUCUAACUAUGAUGCAUCUGCCUACACAUAUACAGGCUUUACCGAUUAUAAAAGCACUCGAGAAAACUACUCUUAUGAGCCUCUUAACGCUGAACUGCGGCAGCGUAAAGAAGGCACUCCUGUAGGCUUGAAAAACAAAGGCAGCACUUAUUUUUUCAAUUCUUUGAUACAAACUUAUUUUAUGAUUCCAAAACUCGUUCAAGAAAUCCUUCAGUUUAAAGUCCAUCCUGCUCAAGAAAAUUCUGAAUCAGGAAUAAAGCAAGCAAGCGUUAAAUUGGUCCAAGAAUUGCAAAAACUGUUUGCGUUCAUGAUAAGAAGUAAUAAAAAAUACGUUGACCCUGCAGGUGUAUUAUAGAAUUUUUUAGUGUAAAUAAUAAAAAAAAAAAAAUGGGUUAUAUUUUAUUAAAUUUAAUGAGAAAAAGGAUAGAUGCAAUUGUGGAUGAUUUUGGCAAAAAAGUAUUUAUUGGGAUGAACACAGAUAUAGGGGAAUUCAAUAUGACUCUUGUAGCAAGAAUUGAAGAAGGAUUAAAAGCAAAAUUUCCACCUGCAGCAGCAAGCAAGACUGAAGCACCAGAAGCUAUAGAAAAAACACUUAUGAAAAAAUGACUCAGCUCAUUGCUAGGGGCUAAUCUAGCAAGCCAAGGAUACGUUUCUCAGCUAUUUUAUGCAAAACAGCUAGAUAUAGUAACUGCUACUAAUGAAGAUGGAAGCCCAUUUCUCCUCAGAAAACCCUCACUCCCCCCCGUUUAAAUUGGAGCAAAAUAUAGGUAAAUUUCCACUUUUUUGGUAAAUUAACCCCCCUUAAAAUUGGAACAAAAAUUUAAUUUUAUAAUAAAAAAUUUUAUAUAUAUAAAUCAUAAUUUUUAUGUAAAAAGUUUUGAUAUAAUUUAAAUGUUUCUUCUUAACUAAAAUUAAAAAAAUUUAGUUGUAUCCUGCUCUUGUUUAAAGAAUAGAGUAUAAAGAGCAUCUUAUUUAAAUAAAUUUUAUUAUCCUUAAUUGUAAAUUUUUAAAAACAUUUAAUUUUUUGUUUUAAAAAAAUUUUAUUUUUUUGAUAAAAAUGUAAUUUUUUAUUUAAAUAGCUUUGAUAUAUACGAAUUCUUUACAAAAAUUCAAAAUUUACUUAUCUCUUGCUUUAUUUUAAAGAAUAGAGUAUAAAUAACAUCUUAUUUAAACAAAAUUAGCACUUUGAUUAAUAAAUUUUCUAAAAUUUUUUUUUUUUAAUGUUUUUUGAUCAAUAAAAAUAAUAAUUUUUGCGUAAAUAGUUUUGAUACCAAUUAAUAGUGGCGCAUUAAUUAAUAAUAAAAUUUUAGUUUAUAUCUUGCUUUGUUUUAAAGGAUAAAAGAGUAAUUAUCAUUUCAUUAAACAAAUUUAUUAAUCUAAUUCGAUAACUUUUUGAAAUUUUUUUUUAUAAAAAAUUUUUCUUAACCCCCCUUUAAAUUGGAACAAAAUUUUUAGAUCCAAUUUAAAGGGGGGGGAGUCAGUCUUUGGAAAAAUCGAGCUAAGUGUAUAUGAAAAAAAUUUAUAUAGUGCUUGGGAUACUUUAAAUUACUCAAAAACCGAUGAAUAUUGGAUUGAGGAAUACAAAACUUCAGCUAUAAAAGAAAAAUGGAUUGAAAAACUCCCAGGGAUGCUGCUAUUUCAAAUAAAUAGAACUUAUAUUUCUGGCAAGGAAAAGUAUAAAUGCUAUAACCAAUUUUCAUUUCCAAAAAUUAUUUACCCAGACAGAUUUCUGCUCGAAAAUAAAGAACUAAGCAUGAGUAGGAGGAAUAUUUUGUCUGAUUUAAUUGAAAAAUGCAAAGAACUUGAAGCUGCUAUUGAUAUAUUAAGUUACUUUAAUCUUCAAAAUAUUAUAAUUUUUAUUAUCUUAAUUUUAUAUAUAAAAAUAAGUCCAUCAUAAUAAAAAAAUAAUUAAAUUUAAAUAAAUUCAAAAUAAAUUUAAAAAUUAUAAAAGUGGCGGAGUCAGCCUUGAUGUCCUUUUUGAAGAGACCGGAAAGCUACUAGAAGAGCAAUUUAUCCCUCGAGAUGAAAUAGAAAAUCCUUACCCCGACUUGCAGCUUUGGGUGCCUGAAAAUUUAGGGAUGAGUCCAGAUUUUCUUGAUGAAAUUUCUCCAGUGAAAGAAUAUUUAACAAUUCUUGCAUCAAAUGCCAGUGAAAAAGUAAAAGAUAUGGAACGUCAGCUUGAAGAGCUGACAAUGCAAAUUCAGAGCAUUUAUGAUAUUGAGGAGCUAAAAAAGCACCAAUACCAUUUACAUUCUAUUAUAAUUCAUGAUGGAUCUCUAGGCUCAAGCUAUUAUUAUGCUUAUGUUUUUGAUGCAGAAUAUGAGCAAUGAAGAAAAUAUAACGACAUUUAUGUAAACGAUGUCACUGAAAAAGAAGUCAUGGAGUAUGCAACUGGUGGAAAAGACCAAGCAACUGCACACUGCUUAAUUUAUAUUGACAAUUCUCUAAUCCCAAAAAUACCGAAAGGCUUACUAAGGAGCUAUACACUUAGCAGCAAGACAGAACUUGUCACAGAUCAUUAUAAGUCUCUCAUUUCUAGUGAACUUAAACAAAUAGUUGAAGAAGACAAUCAAAAAUAUGAGGAAGAGCUUAUGGAGUUUAAAGUUUCAAGCCUAGUAAGAAGAAUCACUGAUUUUUAUGCUAUGAGACAAUCCCAAGCUUUUGCUCAAUUUCUUUCAUUUAGAAACAAAAAGCAAGGAACCAAAGAGUUCACGAGGCAUGAAUUAAUUAAUUUUGCUGUAUGACUCAAAGUCAGAGGUGAGGAACAGCUGAGCAGAUGGUUUAUUUUGGACUUGGCUGUAAAAGAUUGCACACCUGACAAAAGAAGUUUUGAAAUGCUGAAUGAAGAUGAAAUUCUCUAUGUAAGACUGAAAAAACAGCUUAAAAUAAUUAGAGAGCCUCCUUUUAUAGUCGUUUUAACUGAAGAAAAUAAACAGACGUUAGAAAGAGAAAAAGCAGCAUUUUACAAGGCAUAUUUUCAAGCAUCACUCUGUACUUAUAUAAUGGAAAAUUUAGUCCAAGACAACUUAAUAGCUGCAGCUCAUGGAAUAGUAUGAAUUUUAUCGUUUGGCCAAGGCGACCCAUCAGAGUAUUUGCAUCAAAUUUAUAAGCUAAACCAAGCUUUAACGUUGAGAAUAACAUCUCAUAUUAUUAAAUGCUUAAAAUCCAAGAAAAAUGAUGGGCUAAUUAAACUAGCCAAUUAUGGAGCAUUUUUAGUGUCAAAAUACUUUGAAAAAUCUAACCCAUUUUAUGAGCAGUUCCAAAGAAGACUAAAAUCAGCCUCAAUAUUAGCAGAAAAUGAGCAUAAUGGAAAUUCUGAAGCAGCCCAAACUUUAUGCAUUUUUAGAUGAUAUUUGCAGCAUUUUUUGGUAUUUUUUUUAAAUUAUUUAUUACUAUAAAUUUACUAUAAAUAGUAUAAAUAAAAUCAGCGAAGAUUUAAGCAGCAGCCAAUAUAGCUACGAAUUCGAAAAAGAAGAAAUUCCAGAAUCUUUAAAAACAAUUGAGAAAAAGUUUGAAAGCUUUGACUACUUUUCGUGGAUCGAAGGCUGGCGCAAAGAAGAAGUUGCAAAUUCUUUUAUCAGCGCCCAAACAAGCCUAUCGAAAUCCAAGUUCAACUUAUGGAUAUCCCUCAGUGAAAAACUUACUUCCAAUGGUCCAAUUGAUGACUAUGAGUUUGAUCAAGCCGACAGUUUAUCAAGUGACGAAGAGUCCCAAUAA